AUGGAUAAUCUGACCCAGCUCGCCACGGACAUCUCCUGGUCUUCCCUUCCGACCGAGUGGCUCCUGGCUGAGCUUGCGAAGCGCGACGAUGUGGCGGACUCGAAACCUCAAUGCGGGUCAGGCAGGAAAGGCUCCUAUGACACGUUUAUGCACGUCUUCGCCUUGGUUCUGAUCCUGGCCCUGACCUGCGGGUUUCCUCUGAUCUCCAGCCAUUCCCGCAGCCGACGUUCCAACAGCAUCGUUUUCUACUCCCAGCACUUCGGCACCGGUGUUUUGAUCGCCACUGCCUUCGUCCACCUCCUACCGACUGCCUUCCAGUCCCUCAACGACCCAUGCCUUCCAUACUUCUUCAGCAAGGGCUACAGGCCCCUACCCGGAUUUAUUGCCAUGGUAUCCGCGGGUGUGGUUGUGGCAAUCGAGUCCUACUUGACAACAAGAGGUGCUAGACACUCUCACUCGCAUAUGUGGGAAGAUGACGAAAGCGACGACGAACGAGGAGCACAUUCUGCGCACAGCGGAGGUAUUCUGGCCGCCCGGCGUGGACUGAACCGGCCAACCAAUAUUGCCUUGGAGGAUUUAGGCGCGUCGGAGGGCCUUAUGGCCGGCGCAUCUCCGCUUCCGGAAUCAACGCCCACCUUACAAGUGAACGGGAAGAGCAGUGGUGUAGCCGGCGACUCCACAGGGAGAAGACACGACAAUGACGAUGAAGAUCGUGAGUCGAUGGAUUUGGAGCUGAACAUGGACGAGCUCUCAAGUGUGCCCCUUGAUGGAGAGAAUUCGAGGUCCUUGAUGAAGCCCGAUUCUGCUCCCAAGAGCCCGACAGUACCUCACAUGCCAAAUCCAGAAGAGCAGAGGCGUCUGAUGCUGCAGUGUCUGCUCCUUGAGGCCGGCAUUCUUUUCCACAGCGUCUUUAUCGGGAUGGCUAUAUCGGUCGCCACGGGCCCGCCAUUUGUGGUGUUUCUCGUGGCCAUCGCCUUCCAUCAGACAUUUGAGGGACUUGCGCUUGGCUCUCGAAUAGCGGGCCUCCACCUCCCCAAAUCAUCGCCUCGGCCGUGGCUCAUGGUUCUUGCCUAUGGGACCACAACGCCUAUCGGCCAGGCAAUUGGGCUUAUUGUGCACAACUUUUAUGACCCAAUGAGCCAGACGGGACUUCUCAUGGUCGGCUUCAUGAAUGCUAUCUCCAGCGGGCUGCUGCUCUUCGCAGGACUGGUGCAGCUCCUGGCUGAGGACUUUUUGACCGAGAAGAGCUACAAGACCCUGCAUGGGCGUAGGAGAAUCAAUGCCUUCAUCGCGGUUGCGGGUGGCUCAAUGCUCAUGGCACUUGUUGGUGCUUUUGCAUGA
Messenger RNA from Diaporthe amygdali, 1341 nucleotides. Its product is annotated as ZIP family zinc transporter. Gene Ontology annotation, molecular function: zinc ion transmembrane transporter activity. NCBI's taxonomy places the organism in Eukaryota, Fungi, Ascomycota, Sordariomycetes, Diaporthales, Diaporthaceae. Gene Ontology annotation, biological process: zinc ion transmembrane transport. The record is from RefSeq and is a predicted model, not a curated record. Gene Ontology annotation, cellular component: plasma membrane. The transcript has 3 exons. The coding region runs from base 1 to 1341 and encodes 446 amino acids.